GCUCAACAUCAACAACUUAUCGAUUGUCGUCUCGAGUGAUCAUCAAAAGUCGAAUUAAUUCAUUUAAUAGGCCGUGUUGGGAAUAAAUAAGUGUCUUGAUGAAAGAGUAAUGGUGAUACGUAAUGGUGUAGCCUCAAUCAGAAGAGAAUUCAUCCUAUAGUCAUGGAUUUUGAGAUCAAGUGACAUCGUACUUUAUUCUGUCAUAAAGCUACUUUAAUUUUUUAAUCAUGGAGCUAGAAAUGGCCAGUAUGCAAGCUCGGGGCGGCACGACAAGAAGCCUGCACAGGCGAUCACUCUCAUUACACGUACGUAGACUUCAGGAAGCACUUGUGAAUCUGUUCAAUGAGCGGGACAGGUCGGAUUUUGUUGACUCACUAAAUGAGUAUCACUCUAGACGGAACGUUUACGAGUUUGUUCAAAUGAUGAAAAUACUUCUUGACACGCCUGUGAAAAGACAAAUGGUGCCGUUGCUACGAAAAGUUAUACCACAGUCAGAUGUACCAUUAUUUGAUAGGUAUAUUUCAGAGGAUGGAUUAUAUCCUGUGCCAACUGCUAAUGCAACUCAGCCUCAAACACCAAUCACUGCUGCUGUGCACGGAAAUACAUUCCCUCGACAGGGUUACCCUGUCUCACGGACUUCAAGUAUGCCGAAUGUGAAUAGUACUGGUAAGAAGGGCAAGAUGCAAAAGCGCGGGGAUGACAGUGGUUACGCUACUGCUGGCCGACAGAAACUGCAUCCUCAACGGUCAAGUCGGCCACAGGAGAGCCCGACUCCAACAGAAGUAGUCACAGUCAAGCGAGUCUAUCUGCGUCAGUCAAAGGACAAGAAAGAGACGUUAGGGUUCAGUAUCCGGGGAGGUGCUGAACAUGGUAUUGGAAUAUAUGUGUCGUUUGUGGAGACGGGUUCGCCGGCAGAACAUCAGGGGCUGGCACCGGGUGACCAGAUUGUUGCUGUGAAUGAUUACUCCUUCGAUAAGAUAACUCAUGAGCAAGCAGCAAAGAUCAUCAAGUCAGCAAAGAAAUUAGAUUUAACUGUGAAAAAUGUCGGUCGGAUACCAGGGUCAUAUGUCGUCCAUCAGACGUACACGUGGGUGGACCCCCAGGGUCGACCCGUGUCACCACCGCCUGAGAUCGAUCGGUCGGGGCGUUAUGAGUCAAAGGGGGAGAGGAAGAGUGGUCUCAUGCUGCUGAAAGAUAGUGAUGAACGAAAGGUGAAUGUUGUCGUGGAGGACGGCCAGAGUUUGGGUUUAAUGAUUCGUGGGGGCAAUGAGUUUGGAUUAGGGAUUUAUAUUACAGGGGUUGAUCCAUACUCUGUGGCUGAAAAUGCAGGUUUAAAGAUUGGUGAUCAAAUCCUCGAUGUGAAUGGUCAGAGUUUUCUGGACAUUUCCCAUGCAGAUGCCGUCAAAGUUCUCAAAUCGUCACGGCAUAUGAUGAUGACGAUAAAAGAUGUUGGGCGGUUACCGUACGCCAGGACGACGUACGAUCAAACGCAAUGGAUUAUGGGUAAUCAAAACCAAGUGAAAUCAAAACAACCGUUUUUGUCCAAUGGUUAUGGAUCAGCAGAAAGACGGCCAGUCAGAACAGACCAGCCAGACCUUCCUCCUUUACAGUCAGUAUUCUCACGCGGGGCCGGCUCCCAGCUGAUGUACAACCCCACGGCCAGCCAGCAAUGGGGCAUGAUCGAGGAGCAGUCCCGACAACUCCUCAAUGAAACAGAGCGGGGGACGUUAAACUACUACUUAAAUGAGUACCAGAAGGAUCAUGUGACGGUUGACGCGUUGGUCCUGGCGCUGUUCGAGUUGCUCAAUACGCAUGCUAAAUUUUCAUUGUUAUCGGAGAUUCGUACGAUCAUCUCUCCUAAGGAUAUUGAUCGGUUUGACACGCUUGUACUCAAGAAGGAGGUUGAAUCGAUGAAGGUUUCUGGGGAUGGCAAAUCCAUAACGCCACCUGUGGUUCCAGCAAAGCUACCCCCUCAUGUCAAGGUAAGCCAUGAGAAUAACAACGAUCCCCUCACAGCCGCCAUUGAGCAGAUUAAUGAUGAUACAGAUGGAUUACCUGACUUCUUUAGAGGAGAUAACAACAUCAAUGAGAUCCAAGCAACUCAUGCGGUUCCAGUUCAAUCCAGCCCAAAGGAGAACGUCAUUGUGGCUGAGGUACAUCAAGAGGCAAAGGCUCCACCUCCAUUGAUAUAUGAAGACAUGAGAAGUCCAAGUGAGGACAGUGGAGUUGAAGUAAAUGGUUGCAGCAAUAAUACUGAUCAACAUCAUGGUGUACAUCAGAAGAAGCCAGAGUCUCUGCGGCAUUCUCCCGUCCCCUCACCACACCGGACGCCACAGAACUCCCCACGGAGAGAAGAAGAACCUCCUCAAUACACCGCAAACGAGUCACCAAUCAUGCAACAAAAAUUCAACCUAGCUUUAGAAUCAACUCCACCACGUUCUCCCGAAGUAGAGCGUUCGCCUGGCCGGCAGGUUCAGGUACGGGAUAUGGACGGGUUAGGCCCGGUCCAAAUUCACAAGAAGGAGACUUCACCACCUGACAGUUCACGGUCAUCACAGGUGUUUGACUUCAGGUAUGGUAAUGUGACGAUUGCCGUUGAGUUAGAGCUCAUCUCUGAAGACAGUGAGGACUCGAGCUCUAGUGACUCCCAGGAGGAUGAUCUCCUGAAGGCUCUAGAUGCUGCCGUGGAGGACUAUGAGCCCCCACAGCCACCAAACUUCCCUCCUCCUCCCCCACCAGAACCAGUGCUGCCUCCAGCCCCCGUUGUGCCCGUGGUGGAGCCACGGGAACAGGCUCCUAAACCUGAGCCUGAGGCGGAUAUGGCACGAGGACGUGAUGAGGUGAUCAACCCAGAGAAUGUCACGGUCUACAAAACGCAGCCAACCCUGGGAGUGGCUAUUGAGGGGGGUGCAAAUACACGGCAACCUUUACCAAGGAUCAUCAAUAUACAGAAAAUUCGCAUUCUCAAGUUGCGGCCUAAGAUCGGUAUAGGAAUAGUUGGUGGGGCGGGGACUGUGGAACCCCUGCCGAAAGUCAUUGACGUUAAGCCUGGUGGUUCAGCGCACGAGUCAGGUGGCUUGAAAGUUGGUCAUGUGAUCCUGGAGGUGGACGGCCAAUCAUUGAAGGGUUUAGAACACAAGCAGGUGGCGCAGGUGAUCGCCAAGGCAUUCAAGAAGAAGGACAAAGACUACAUGGAGUUGUUGGUAGCGGAGACCAACUCCAGGCAAGCAAAAGUCAAGUAAACUGAACAGCUGAAGCAGUAUUGUUGAGGAGAUUAUGUCAUUGAGAUCUGGAAGGAACUGGCUUCAGAGGCGAGAUUCUCACAGAGACAGAUACUUGUUUAGGCUGUGUAUCCAUUGGCUGUUCCCUUAUUACUUGUGGUGUUGUGUCCAUUGUCUCUCAGGUCACAAGCAAACAAGAUACAGUCAAAACUGCAUGCUCAGUCUAUGGAUACCCAACCUUACGGACACAGGGUUUCUCGAAACUGAAAUGUUCAAAAUCGGCUGGGAGCAAAGACUAACUGCAAAAGUGAAGUGCUGGUAAAAUUUGAUUAUAGAUUGAGAAGCAGAGGGGUUCACUAUAUAUGGAGGUUCCACUGUCUGAUUUAUUGUGCCUUUUCUCCUUCAUUUUGAAAGGAUUGUAAAUAAAGAAGGAUUUGUUCCUGGAGGUUUGUUUUCUAUAAGCUGGUCAAACCAAUAUUCAAAUCCCACUUGUAGAGCUGGAGUGAAUUUCGAUUCGACAAGGCAAAGACCAAAUGAUAAGGUGUGUAAUCCCCAGGUUAUAUUGACGAAGUAGCCUGGAAAUUCAGUCAAGUUUUGAGGUGCAAUAUUCGGUGUAAGCAUCUGAACAGCUUGUGUUGAAAAGGUGAUUACUUGUUUGUAAAUAUGUGGCAGCUUUUUUGAAUAUCAAGAAAUUUUUAGUUCUUUAGAUAGAGGUUAGAUGUUUAGAUGGUAGAUUUGACUGCACCUGGUGUGAGGUAUUGCAUUGUUUGUAGGCACAUCACAUUAUUUCAUUGAAAUUAGGAACAAAACUAUUUGAACUUGGUUCAAUGAAUUCACUUGAUUAUGUCUGUAAAUUAUCAUAAUGAAAAAAAGAAUCUGAUUCUGUGAUUAGUUAUUUACUUACAUUUAAAUAAUCUUUUUAUGAAUUACCACAUUCAGUUAUUAACCAAGCACUUUGAAAUGUCUUAUAUUUGUCCAUUGUUACUAAAUAUUAACUUCAAGGCAUACAAAAAUGUGUAUUUAUACAAAUUAUUAACAUUUAUAAGUAUUUCUUCGGGUAUUACAGCUGCAACUUUGUGAUAUUGCAAAUAUCUUGAAAUAAUAGUUCCUUUGGAAUCGGAAGAGAUCUUAGGAGCCGGUUGUUUCCUGAGUGCAGGGAACUGAUGUACCUGCAACCUGUCUAUUGUUCAUUGUAUAAGGACUUAUAUCAACAGUUAGGAAUUGAAACCAAGCUGUAGAUAUUGGUUUUCUCAUCUAAAACAGUGAGGGUUGGGUGGAACCUUUGUUGAUGUUGUAGGUAUUACGUAAAUGAAAAUGCCUAAUUUUGGUCAUCCUUGAUAUUCGUCCACUUCAGCCUCCAUCCAUAAGAUUGGGAAAUUUCCUCCAAAACUUGUGAUUGACUCUUAGCAUUCCAUGUUAUCUAUGCUAUGGACUUAUUUUUCAUGGAUUGUAUGUUGUUUUUGUGGUUUUAUCCGUGCCAUUUUUGAUCUGAGGGUGGGAACCUUGUGGCAGUUUCCUAUAUAUAGCACUUCAUGUCCACUUGCUAUUGAAAUAAUUUGUCGCCAACCUACUUUUGGUAACUUAAGGCCACCUCUGUACAAAAGGCUGUGAAAAAUGGCUAAUGACCUACCUCACCUUCAAGUACCUGUUACAUGUAUCUCAUUUCUAUAUAUCACUUUCCUAACAUAGUAAUGUAUUAUUUACACAAAUCACUUGUAUCUUUAAACAUCAUCAUAUAGUUAUUUCUUCGCAUAAAAAAUCCAUACACGUAUGAGUCUUGAAAUAUUGAAUCUUUAACCAUUCAUUUAUUGAUUACCUCCAUAAUAUUUAGAAAAUUCACCAAAUUUCAUAUAUACUGAAUUCCACAGAAUUUUUUUUCUAUAUACAUUUCCUAAACAUGAUGUCCUGACCUCUGCAUGAAGAACAGGUAAUUUCCUGAAGAAACAAUCAUUCCUUGUGAAUCUACGACCAUCCCUUCCCGAGUGUUCACAUUCCAUUAUUCUUUAUCCUGUCUUUUUCCUGGUUAUGGUUUUGUAUGUAUAUUAUGAUUAUACCUUCUCACUUAUCAAAUACAUUUUGAAUACUAAGA
Molecule: messenger RNA, 5310 nt
Organism: Lineus longissimus
Lineage: Eukaryota; Metazoa; Nemertea; Pilidiophora; Heteronemertea; Lineidae
Product: whirlin-like
Exons: 18
Coding region: 228-3242 (1004 amino acids)
Cellular component (GO): stereocilia ankle link complex; plasma membrane; cilium
Molecular function (GO): protein binding
Source: RefSeq, a predicted model, not a curated record